UCAUCAGACCACAUCAGACUGACGUUUGCUGUCGAAAGAGUGUGUUGUGUGGCUGACCGCGCUCCCAAACUCAGUUUCCCGCGUCUUGUUUUAUUCUCAUACUACGCGCUAUUUAUUUCUUUAAAAAUAACUCACACCGUGCUAAUUUGUGUUCCAAAUUGUGCAUAUCUAUACAGUGUUUUAUACGGAAAUACUGAGAACGUCAUGAAGCGGUAGAACCAAGGCAAAACCAGUCAGUUGCUUACAAACCACAGAGUAGAGAAGUCAGAGUUUUAAAAUGGGGAGACUGCAGAAAUGCUGUUGCUGCGCCUCAACAAAGACGGGUACACUGAUCACCGCAGUGUUAGGCAUCAUCUUGUCUAUAAUCACCAUAGUCCUCGUGUGGGUGGUGAACAGACACGAAAUAUCCUUCAGAACCUUCAUAUUCGCUGAAGAGUUUGAUAAAAAACUGGCAGCAUUAGACAUUCCGAGAAUAAUCCUGACAAUUAACUUAUGUUUCACAAUUUUGAUUUGUUUCCUACUUAUCGUCGCAGUACAUAAGCGACGGUCAUGGCUUAUGCUGCCAUGGGUGGUGCUGGGCAUCGUGCUGGCGAUCGGACUCCUAAUCAGCGUGUUGCACACCGCCAUCACCUACUACCUGGAUGACCAGGACCACGUCAUUCUCGCUACAGCCAUACUCGUCGGCGGUUUGCUCUACUUGUGUCUAUACCUAUACUUAUGGGCGGUUGUCUUCAGUCACUACCUGGACGUACGUGAUGAGGAAGAACGAGGCAGAUACACAAAAGCUCCGUACAAACGAUAGGAAAUCAACGAAUAGAAUAACUGGUUUAAUUUGUACAUAUUUUACUUGGCUGUACAAAACACUUGUUGUCUAGAGUUUCAACUUCCAA
Molecule: messenger RNA, 890 nt
Organism: Papilio machaon (common yellow swallowtail)
Lineage: Eukaryota; Metazoa; Arthropoda; Insecta; Lepidoptera; Papilionidae
Exons: 5
Coding region: 278-802 (174 amino acids)
Source: RefSeq, a predicted model, not a curated record